AUUGGAAAUAUAUGUUACUGUUGGAUUUCUUUUAUUUAUCAGUUCUUUUAUUGUCCUCGUAAAAACAAUACCAACAUGAUGGGUUUUUGUGAAAACCAUUUUUUACAUAAGGGCAGAAAUUAGGCACAACUUCAAAAUAAUGGAAAUGGACCCUGAUAGAACAAUAAACAAUAUUGCAUCUUCAACAAAUUUGGGAAAUGAAAUAUGUGAUGAGUACAUAUGUAUACCUGAAGCUUCAACCCAUCUUAGUGUCACAACAGUAUUAAAUUACUGCAAGAAUAAAAUUUUGAAUCCUUAUAUGCGUUUACUAAGUUUUAUGGGUUUGAGACCGUUUAUGAACGAAGAACAGGAACCAUGUUUCUUUCUACGAUUAUUCAGCUAUAUCUAUACAUUGCAAGUUAUGGGAUUCAUGAUCAUUGGAUACUUUCUUCAGUAUAUGUCUUGUUUCCGUAGAGACAGAGGAUUUUAUUACAAGGCAAAAAGUAAUAAAUCAUAUUUGACCAACGAAUUGAAUGUUAUAUAUGAGCACACUUGUGACAGCUCGUUGAUUUAUAGUUUCAUUGUUCCUAGUGCAUUGCACCUUGUGGGAUACUUACAUGCUGUUGUUAUCUUUCGGAGUUCUGAUGAUGAUCAACUCCCAGUUCUCAUGGAAAGGGUAUUUCUAUCAUCUACAAAUUUAUCAAGUGGUUUUAUAAGCCAAAAGAAGCUGGUAAAAACUCUCUGGCUAUUUGUUGUAUUCAGUGUCAUUUGGGUGAUUUUGUCCCUAGUAUCAAUAAUUUGCAUGUUAGCUGAAGGAGAAAUUAGUUUUAAAUGGAUGGAAAAUAGUAAACCUUGGAUAAUUCUUAUGAUGAAAAUAUUGUUAGUGAUAUGUACAUUAUGGCAUGAUGUGGUUCAGGCUGCUGUAGUGUCAAAUUACUGUUUACAGGCACAGCUUUUAACUUUGUAUGUUCAAUUUUUAAGGGAAAAGUUACUGCAAUAUCCUGUGCAAGCCUUGGAAUGGAUGAGAGAGAUAGAGGAUUUUAAAAAAUUAUUAAAAUACUUAAACGAUGAGAUAGCUCCGUCAGUUUGUUUAUUCACUGUGGUUAAUUUAUCUUUUACUUUCUCUGGAUUAAUAUGGCUCUUUAGUUUUAAUCACAUUGAGAGAGAAAAGCUACCAGUUUUUGGUCUUAAUAUAUUAAACGUGAUCUUAUGGAUUUUUAUAUCGCUGGCUCCAUUUAUUCAGGGAGCAAGAUUAACAAAUUCCUGUGAUGUUUUAAAAAGUGUGGGCCAAGAAGUAAGAACUCGCCCUUAUGUACAUCAAGAGACACCAGCUUACGAAUUGGAUUCUAUUUUAAUGUACACAACCAGUUUAAAAAUUAAUGCUAGACUUUUCUCUUUGCCCAUAAAAGGGAAAUAUCUAUGUUUCUGUGGUAGUUUUGCCAUAGUUAUAAUUUUAAUACUAGGCCAAUGCCACUAUUUAAAUUAAACUGUAAAUAUAAAGUACAAAAUAAAGCUGUUUAAA
This is a messenger RNA of Anoplophora glabripennis (Asian longhorned beetle), 1501 nucleotides long. RefSeq lists its product as uncharacterized. The coding region runs from base 140 to 1465 and encodes 441 amino acids. Lineage: Eukaryota; Metazoa; Arthropoda; Insecta; Coleoptera; Cerambycidae. The record is from RefSeq and is a predicted model, not a curated record. The transcript has 7 exons.